GACCGAGUUCUCGCGGGUCAACUCGCGACGAAGUCGACAGAGAACGGCGAGAUUGGGAAGGUCUCCGAGGACGUCAUCACAGCUGACAGACUCACGCAACAUUGGGCCGCUUUCGCCAAGACCCUCAUCCAGUACUUCAAGCCGAACUUCUACCACCAGUCUGUGAACUACAUUGGCACGCCAGGGCUGACCCGUGUGAAGCUCGCGCACUUCUUCGAGCUUCGGAUGUUGGACCAGCUCCGAGGUGACGACGUCGCCGUGUUGGUCAACAUCUGCACUUGCGCGAUGUUGAUCUCGGCUGGGACGGCGCAUCUCUUUUCCACAGAGGAGCUGACGUUGAUCAAGAGCAUCAGUGAGUUGCUGAACACGUACGGCUUGUCGUUGACGAAGCACGGGGUCAUCUUCUCCGCCGGCCACACUCUCAACACCGGGGGAGUGACGACGGUCGUCGGAGAUCCGAGCUUCGGGUCUCUCGUGAAGAAGCUCCUCAUCCUCGUGAAGAACGCGGACGAGUCGUCGUCGAUGUUGGACUCCGAUGCGAUGUGCAAGUACGGCGGAUUCGUUGACAAGAAGAUCGAGGGGUCAUUCGUCGUGGCGUUCACGGCCAAGAUCGUGGCGAUUGAGGUUGAGGAGAACAAGGUUGCGAAGUUGGAAGCGAAGCUCCUCUUCAAGAUGUCGUCCAGCCGAGUCGCAGACUUUGCCACCUUGGCGUCGCGUGUCUUGGAGUACUGCAAGGGCGACGAGACCGCUGCCGUCACCUUGAUCGGCUUGAUGGUGGAAAAGUUCAUGGAGAUUUUCACGACCACGAACACCGCGGCGACAUUCAAGACGGACUCCGUCGACUUGUACCCGAAGCUCGUGGCCGCGAAGAAGAACUUCGCAGGGCUCUUCGUGGCAGGCGCGAUGACGCCAGACAGCUUGCUGGCCCGCGGCGACACGCCGGGCUUC
Molecule: messenger RNA, 948 nt
Organism: Prorocentrum cordatum
Lineage: Eukaryota; Dinophyceae; Prorocentrales; Prorocentraceae
Source: the annotation of a GenBank genome assembly